This is a messenger RNA of Styela clava, 2201 nucleotides long. RefSeq names its product E3 ubiquitin-protein ligase RNF139-like. Lineage: Eukaryota; Metazoa; Chordata; Ascidiacea; Stolidobranchia; Styelidae. The record is from RefSeq and is a predicted model, not a curated record. Gene Ontology annotation, molecular function: ubiquitin protein ligase activity. Gene Ontology annotation, biological process: proteasome-mediated ubiquitin-dependent protein catabolic process; ERAD pathway. Gene Ontology annotation, cellular component: endomembrane system; Derlin-1 retrotranslocation complex.
UUUCGUUAUGCAAUACAGCAAUAGGUUACCUAACUUGGGUGUAUUUACAUUUUUGUAGCCUGGGCAUGCAUGUUAUGAAUCAAAUAGUCUGAUUGAAGGCCCGGAUUUGACAUGCGAUUCUUAAUACAGUAAUACCACAAAACGGAGCAGUUAAGGAAUUAAAAAAAUUCAUGAAAUGGCUUUUACAACAUCUGAUCUACUUCGACUUCCGUUGCUUGUAUUUUUUGAUGCAAUUGUGGCAAAUAGAAUCAACCUUUGGAGUUUUGGAUUUAUUGCUGGAUAUGCACUCUCUUGCAUCGGUUUAUGCAUCAGUAUUGGAAUAUUCACCUGUCAACCUCCAAUUAUAAUCAAAUUCUACAGAUUGACUGCUGCAAUUUUGGUUCAUUGUGUAGUACUGGGAUGGAAUUAUUCAGUGACAAGACUAAUUCACCAUGAUUAUUAUUUCAAUAAUGAUUACAACAAUUCAGCAAUGAGCCAAAUCAACGAUUAUAUAUGGAAUGGAAAAGAAUUACAAUUUAGAGAGAUUGACUUCACUGCAAAAGCAUUAGUUUGCUUUGGGGCUUUGCAAAUAUUUUGCUGGAUUAACCUCAUGCUUUUGGAACGUCCAAUAUCAUCAAGUACAAUGCUGAUCACUACAUGCCCUGCCUAUGCAUUGAUGUUGAAUAUAUCAAGCCAUACACUUUCAUUUCUCAUAUUUCUAUCAAGUGUACCUGUGUUUUUAAUAUGUUUGGAAAAACUCAAAGAAAUUUAUGCUGGGGCAAGCCACAUAAGAUUGCCAAGAUUUGAAGGGGGGCAGUUGAAUAUUGAUGAUGCUUUUACUUCAAUCAACACAACAUGGGUCAUAUGCAGAGUGCCUACUGUUCUUAGACUCUAUUUUGUUCUAAAAUGUGUAUGGGCAUUUGUAAUUUUAAGUGGUACCAACAGGACAUUUGAAACAGAAAUAUAUUCUGGAACCAAAAGAAGCGGACUUUAUUAUUAUUUUGUACCGUCACCAGCGGUAUCAAAGUCAUCAAAAGAAUACUGGGAGGAUUGGGAUGGUAUUGGAGGAUAUUUCCCUCAGGAUUUGAAAGAAAGAAAUUUAUCUCUGAUUGAAGGAAUGUCCGCCCUUCUAACAGAUUCCCUAAUAUCAUCAUUUUCUGUCGGAGCUGCUAUUUCUGUUAUCGGACAUUAUUCUGGUGUGGGCUUGCAUGAUUUUGUUGGCGGAAAUGACAUCAUGCAAGGAGAAGCGUUGGGAAUGAUGUCCUCAGUUCUUUUUUGCUUACUCGCCAUUCAAACUGGAUUAAGUAGUCUUCCACCAUGGAAGCGAAUAGUCAGACUCUACAGGAAUUCAUUUUUACUUUUUACUGCGGUUCUUCAUUUUUUUCUUGACGUCGUCCAUCCUGUUUUGAUGUCAAUUAGUCCACAAGCACAUAUCCCUUUCAAAAAACAUAUAAGACCACUGUUGAUAUGCCUCGUUCUGUUUUUUGUGCCAAGUGCAAUGUGCUAUUGGCUUAUCACAACAAGGCCAUUGUCAACAUGGAUGAUUGCACUUACAGCCUUUAAUUUUGAACUUGUAAUAAAGGUUAUAUCAACAUUAUUAGUAUACAGUCUUUAUGUCUUGGAUUCAAGGUCGCAAACCAAUGGAAUUAUAUAUUUGGAUGAAUAUGUAUUUUGGAUUCGUUCCAUAAGUCAUGUUAUCGAAUUCAUUUGUGGACUCGUCAUGUUUAUUAAUGGAGCUUAUAUAUUGUUUUUUGAAUCCAGUAACUUGCUGCGGGCAAUCAUGAUGUCUAUGCAUGCAUAUAUCAACAUAUACAGGACAUUUCGCGAAGGUCUGAAAACGUUAAACAAUCGUAGGACGGUAAAUAAUAAAAUUGCAUCAAUGUCACUGGUUCAAGUUGAGGAAAUUGAGGAAAAAGAUAGAGAUGUUUGUAGCAUAUGCUAUCAAGAAUUUAUUGCAGAUAAUGGUGAAGUAAGAAAGACUCAUUGCAAUCACAUGUUUCAUUCGCAAUGCAUUCGAAAGUGGAUAUUUAUUCAAGAUUCAUGCCCAAUGUGUGAUAGAGCAUUGUUUCCCACUGACAAUAAACAGGAUUAAUAAUGAACUAGAAAUUUGACUUCUGGUUUUGAUAGUUUCCAGAUAUAAAAUUUUCACUAAUUUUUCACAUCUUUAUUCAGAAAUGUUGCUUUUUAUGAUUUGACAAAUAAAUUCUGAAAGAUUAUAAUUU